AUAAGAUCAAUAUAAAAACACGAAUUGUUAAAUUAAGGGCUUUUUUAAUAUCAAAAUUCAAAAAGAAAAAAUACGAAUACCUUUUGAUACUUUUUUAUUAUAAUAAUAAACGACUGUCCAAUUUAAUAAGACUUUUUACGACAUGUGUUUAUUGCUGGGAGUUGCCUGCUGUGAAUGCGAUAACGCGGGUUUUUUUACGUAUCGAGGGUAAAAUUUAAGUUGACACUUUGACAGUCGUCACCGAUCCUUUAGACCGUCAUGAGGUUCUUUUCUCGAAAACGGGUCGACAUUAUCACCCGGUUGAAAGUAAAGCCGAUCAGUUGUGAAAGAGCCGACAGCGAAUUUUUAAAGAGGAUCAAAAAGACUCUUUACUUCGACAAUGAGCAUCUGGUUGAUAAUUUCAGCCUACCAGUAUCCGAAUUGGCCAUAGAGUUGUACUCAGAGGUGAAAAAGUCGUCGAUAAGUAUGGAAAGACUGAACCUGUUAGAUGUCGAUGACAUCUGCUGUAGCACGGGUGUCUCGCCUUGUGCUUUCAUACUGGCGAUGAUAUACCUCGAGAAGUUAAAGGCCUGCAAUUCGAGUUAUAUUGAGAAGACUCCACCUCCAGACCUGUUUCUUGUCUUAUUGUUAGUGGCGACGAAAUUUCUGUUUGAGAGCGGAAGACUUAUCUUAAACUGUCAUUGGGCAGAGAGAGUUGGGCUGUCUCUCAAAGCUGUGAACGAUUUAGAAAAACAAUUCCUCAACGCCAUAAAUUGGGAAGUGUUUGUUCAGAAAUCAGUUUUUCAUGAUAUGCUACGAACAAUUGAAAAAACAGUUGCGAUGAAAGAAGGUAAAAAGCGUGGCUGGUUUAGCUACACGGACCUAGAACUCUUAAUAGACUCUAUCGACACUCUCUCGCUAGCUCAGACAUUUUUUACUGUAUUAGUCGUCUGUUCUGCUAGUUAUGCUGCGGGAAUGUUUGCAGUUGUAGGAUCGAUGAUGUUGGUGACGCAAAUACCUCCGAAUAUCGCCUUUUACAGUAAUGCAAUUUUCAAUCUUAAUGUACAACCAAAUAUGACUGUUUUAGAGAAAGUACCGGUAUUUGUCUCUGAAACGCUCACAAGAAAUGAUAUUAAUGAUUCUUAUGAAGAUUUUAUUUGUGAUUCUUUAGACUUUCAAGCACGACUUAGCUCCGAUGCGGUUAUGGAAAAUAAUGUCAAUGGCCCUUACAGGUGUUUUGCUUGUAAUUCUCUAGAAUGUCAGGCGAAUGUUACUCCGGAACCAGUUGUGAUAAAUAAUUUUAAUGGCUCCUACAAGGAUUUUAUUUGUGAUUCUUUAGACUGUAAUAAUCUCCAAGAUGUAUUCAUGUCCGAAAUAAGUACGAACGAUUCGGAAACUCACAUAGACGAAAAUGGAUUUUCAAAUGAGUUUAGCAAGUUGUUCCUUCGAAUACGAGAUGACUUCCUCUCCCCUCUACCUUUACACUACUUUAAUUAUCUACCAACUAUGACGAAACGUUUAACCACACUUCAUUGGUUGGGAUAAUAAAAGCCGAUGAGAAGAGCGAACAUAA
Messenger RNA from Cimex lectularius (bed bug), 1552 nucleotides. RefSeq names its product protein CNPPD1. Gene Ontology annotation, biological process: regulation of cyclin-dependent protein serine/threonine kinase activity. Gene Ontology annotation, cellular component: nucleus; cyclin-dependent protein kinase holoenzyme complex. The record is from RefSeq and is a predicted model, not a curated record. The transcript has 10 exons. NCBI's taxonomy places the organism in Eukaryota, Metazoa, Arthropoda, Insecta, Hemiptera, Cimicidae. Gene Ontology annotation, molecular function: protein kinase binding; cyclin-dependent protein serine/threonine kinase regulator activity. The coding region runs from base 259 to 1524 and encodes 421 amino acids.